AUGGCCAGUCUGCAAUUCCGGGCAUCUCGCCAUCAGGCCCUGCUAGACAGGUACAACGUCAACUUGUGGAUCUCCAUCAGCAAGUUCAAAGAGGGCCUUCCACAGGACCGAGCCCAGCAGUUCACCACCUUGGUGGACGAGGGCGAAGUGGUGGCGAGAGGCUAUACCACUAGAGUGACCCACACGGCCAAGUGGAGGUGGUUUACGUACUGGUCCUCAAAUAAAGGCAUUCGGCCCAAGCGGGCUUCGCUGCAGUUAAUCCUGGGCUGCCUUCUGCACUGCAAGCUCCAAGACCUGUCCCUGUCAUCCAUUAAGGUCCAUCUGGCUGCUAUUUCGGCUUUCCAACUGCCACUAGAGGGCAGGUACUUGGCUAAGUGUCUGGAGCAUUUCCUGGUGACGGCUGAGGAACACUUAAUGGUGGGCUGGAGGGUGAUCUACUACAUCUUCACAGACAGGGUGGGCGCGGUGCCACGGCUCCGCCUGGCCACGGAGCGGCACCUGCGGACCCUGAUAGUGGAGAACCAGAAGGGCUGGCAGGAUGUCUCCAUGAUGAGGAUACAUUGGUUCACCCAGUGCCUGGACCCUGCUAUCUGCAGGAAGGCCCAGUAAGUUUUCUGCCUGUAUAUCGACCAGUUCUUUGUUGGAGCCUUCGGGCUGGGAGCGCUGGCCGAGUCCGUUGCCCUGCUCCAUUCCUAUUUCGACCGGUGGACCUGCUUCUCCUUCACCUCUGACCGAAACCUCAGACCAGCUGCCUUUCUGGGCCCAGGUGCAGGGGACUGCCACUACCGUGCAGCAGUGUUAGGGGUCAUGCCCACAGUGAAGAACCUGACGGAAAGCUGCUUCCAGGACAAGAGGAAUGGCGUGGAGGCCCGCUGGCAUGACAAGAGCCACCUCAAUAAGUACUUCCAGCUGCACAAGCCAACCAAGAUCUUGUCUCCGGAGUACUGCUGGGAUGAGGCCAUCGGGCCAGGUGGAGACAUCCGCAUCUCUAGGCUGCUGUGGGCCAAGAAGCAGCGCAGUGUGGUGCGCCCGACAGAUCAGUGA
Molecule: messenger RNA, 1044 nt
Organism: Chelonia mydas (Green sea turtle)
Lineage: Eukaryota; Metazoa; Chordata; Testudines; Cheloniidae
Product: alpha-1,3-galactosyltransferase 2
Biological process (GO): carbohydrate metabolic process
Cellular component (GO): Golgi apparatus; membrane; vesicle
Molecular function (GO): hexosyltransferase activity
Source: RefSeq, a predicted model, not a curated record